Molecule: messenger RNA, 927 nt
Organism: Fulvia fulva
Lineage: Eukaryota; Fungi; Ascomycota; Dothideomycetes; Mycosphaerellales; Mycosphaerellaceae
Product: 54S ribosomal protein L10, mitochondrial
Exons: 2
Coding region: 1-927 (308 amino acids)
Biological process (GO): translation
Cellular component (GO): mitochondrial large ribosomal subunit
Molecular function (GO): structural constituent of ribosome
Source: RefSeq, a predicted model, not a curated record
AUGCCUCCACGACUACAGCUCCUCCGACGCGCCGUCGUCACUAUACCGACUGCGCAAACAUACCAACCCAUCGCGCCGUUCCUAUACCCCUUCCUGAGCCAACAGCGCUCCGCAUCAAUCUUGUCCUCCUUGUCGGAUAAUAAGGGCGCUUACAACAAGAAGAUCAAGCGCGGUCGAGGACCCGCAAGCGGCAAGGGAAAAACAUCUGGUCGUGGCCACAAAGGUCAAAAGCAGCAUGGCAAAGUGCCAGCGGGAUUCAAUGGUGGUCAGACACCAGACUGGGUGGUGUCCGGAAAGAGAGGUUUUGAGAACCACUUCUCCGUGGAUAUGACCAAGGUCAAUCUGAAUCGAAUACAAUACUGGAUCGACAAGGGCCGCUUGGACCCAACACAGCCCAUCACACUGAAGGAAUUGAACGCUUCACGGUGUACACAUGGUAUCAAGGAUGGCAUCAAGCUGCUGGCGCGUGGGAAAGAGGAGCUUACGACGCCCAUCAACAUCGUAGUCUCCCGCGCAUCGGCUGAGGCUAUCAAUGCGGUCGAACAGCUUGGCGGCACGGUCACCACGCGAUACUACACCAACUUCGCCAUUCAGAAGAUACUGAGGGGAGAGAUGGACCCAGUACACAGUCUUCAGUCACACAUAACAAAGUCCGCAGGGUCAUCUGAAGGUGCUGAGGAGGCAGCAGAAGCGAUGGAGCAAGAACGAUUACAGUAUCGGUACAGGUUACCAGAUCCUACUAGCAGAAAAGCCCUGGAGUAUUACCGCGACUCUGCACACAGAGGUUACCUGAGCCACAUGGUAGAGGAGGGCCAUGGGCCAAGUUUGUACUUCAAGACCCCCGGUAUGAGUAAGUCGAGCGGCAAGAAGGCAUCGGGCGGGAAGCAGAAGACGUCAGCACAGAAAUCGGAGAACAGGCUGUGGUAG